AUGUCGGUCCGACUUGUAUCCAGCGCCAAAAACCUGCGCGAGACCUUCAAAAACCAAACAGGGAGCUCUUCCAACCUGCCCGCUUCUAGCGGCAUCAGCAUCUUCACAGCCACGAGUGACAUGUCUCAAACUCGGUCACUCGACCCAACUUCCCCUUACUCAGGCAGCAAUCCAUCGCUCUCUCGACGGGGCAGUCUCCUGCGCUCCUCCAGCAAUGGCAACCUUCGCCGUGCCAAGAGUGUCCAGAAGAAGGGUCUCAUGUCUAAAGUCUUUGCUGAGGCCGAGACCGAGAGCAACAUGGCAAUGCCUGAUCUAUCUAUGGAGAUGACCCUUUUGAUCGUAAAGCGCUGUGUCAAAGAAAUUCGAGAUAGAGGCAAGUUCAACCAGUUCCCCUUUUUCCUUUUGUGUUAUUCUUGUCGACUCACAACAAAGGGCAUUCUGCGCCAGGUGCAGAUGGGUCAGAGCCAGAAAGUCAUCCUUAACACGAUACGCAUGAUCCUCGAUGAUGAUGCCAGCACCGAGCUCUCACCGUUGCACCGACUCGAUAUCCAUCUGGUUGCUCACGCCAUGAAGUGGGCCAUUCGAUACUCAGAAGAGACUCUUGUCACAUAUGAUGACUAUCGCCUUCUGUAUCUCGACCAAGAUCGCAACUUUACAAAGUUCAUCAAAGAUCUUCCAGCAACAAACCGGUCCAUCCUGCUCGAUCUCUUUUCUCUCUGCGCCGAUGUCACUCUCCUUGCUCAUCUCAACGGCAUGACGCUGGUCGUGGUCGCCAAAGCUAUAUCACUGAGCAUCAUGGCUGAGCCCGAGCGCGAGUUCACCACCUUUGACGCCUCUCUCCAACAACGUAACCUCUGGGGCGCUGCCUGCGAAGACCUCCUGCGCGCCUUCCUCCGCAUCAAGACUCAAUACGACCUUGCCAAAAUCGACCAACCUGACGACUGGGACGAGAACACAUAUUUCUGCAACGAGACCCGAGUCCUCAAGAGUGCCCGCCAACAAAACGAGGGUAAGGCUAGCAUGCGGAUGCAGAUACCCUACCAGAACCUACCCUCCCGCCUCGAUAUCUCUCUUCCUUCGAGUGCUGGCUCUAGCAUGCCCAUGAGCGCAACGACUCCUCGCAGCUUUGCCAACGCCAACGGAUACUUUGACACCGUUUUGACGCCACAGUCAGCAUCUUCGAUCACUCAUGCCGGUGGCGUCUUCGGAGACUCUCUUUCCCGAUCUCAGUCCUUGGCCAAGUCGAGCGUGUCCAUCUCAAGACCCACCUCGCCUCUCCUCCCAUCCCCUCGCCCUACAUCACCCUAUUACGAAGAGGAACGAACCGAGUACGAGGAGAUCAUGCAGGACAUGUCCCACCUCAACCGUCUUCGUCAACAGGAAAACAUGUCUGCACAUCAGCUGUUGCGGCCAGCCGUGAUGACGAACCGCAGACGAUCGUCAGUCGCCGAUAUGGAGAGUCUUUACGACAAAUCGACUGACCCAGAGGCCCCUGAUGCAGAGGAGGGAUAUGACUCUGACCCCGAGGUGACCCACGCCAACGAACCCGAGGAUCCCCAUGACUCUCUGAUCCCUGACUUCGCCGACGGUCUUGGAUGGGACUUUACCCAGAACAUUGACACGCGCUCUGAUGAGAUGCCUUCGUUGGCCAACUUCCAGAGGGACCCCCUUCGCACAGCAGCUUACCUGGACAAGCAUGGAGUCACCCGGUCAAACAGCGCCAGCAGCAACAGCAGUGGGUUCGGCCUUGCCGGUCCCCCAGCUGCCUCUCUCCGCAGCUUCCGCGAUCUCCCACAGGAUAAGUUGACCUCCAUGCGUAUGCGCCACAUGCAAGAGAACCAGCCCAACCUGUACCAAGCAUUGAGUCGUGCUCAAUCUCAGCAGGACUUUUCCUGCAAUGGCAUCGCCUCUGGUAGCUCUUCUCCCCAGAACUCGCUCCACCGCAUGGCUGCCUCGAACAAUGCUCGCAUCGGCCAAGUCCUCAACAACCCCGCUGUUAGAACCUCGCCCUCGAUGCGUCCUCAGCGUGCUCGUCGCAACUCGGCCCUCCGUCGCUCCAUGUCGAUGGAUCCCUUCAGCAACAUCAGCAUGGGAUUCCGUUCCAACCGGCGUCCCAACGAGAUUUAUAGCGAGCCCAUCAUCCUUCACCCACAGCUGCUGCAGACCGACGGACAGUCUGUCAUUGAUUUUGUGGUCAGCGACCCUUACUUGCAGCUUCAUGAUAUCUGUGAUGAGGAACCAGCCCGUGCCAGCUCAGAGUUCUCUCUCCAAUCUUCCCCCAUGGACUUGGAGGGCCUUCCUGUCCAGCCUCGCCGUCGCUCCCAGUUGACCUUGAGCGACCGCCCCAAGUCGAUGAUGGACCUCAAUGCCCGCGACUUCCCCUCUUUCACCACCAGCAUGGGUAUGCGAUCCCAGACGUCUCAACCCUCUGGCAAUACUUUAUCUCUCCCUAUCGAAACUUCGCAUUUGGUCAGCUCACCCGUGCACGAGCUUCCUGCCGAGAAGGCGUUCGAGGUUGUUUCGCGUCCACCAAAGGUCGCCGAGGUCAGCGUCAUUUUCACUCCCAUCGCUACUGGACCCAUCUCUCCUCGAGGUGAGGUCAGGUCCAAGUUCCAGGAGAGCUUCCCUGAACGCCCUGUCUCGCCUCCUCCAGGCUACAUUCAGGGCCAGGCUGGGUCUUCGUCGUCUGCGAAUGGCAGCAGCAACAACAAGCGCUCGCCUACUAGUAGCACCAGCGCCCGCAGUAACUCUUCCACUGCCUCUUCGCCACAUCAGCAAAAGGGCGGUGCCCAACAACCCAACCAUUCGCGCAGCACUGGUGGUGUUGGUGCUGACAAGAACCGACCUGCUCUUCAGCAAGGAGUUACCUUCUCCAGCUCUUCGACAUCUUCCUCGCAGCUGCUCAGCGUGGACACUGGCAACAAGUCUAAGACGCCAGGCUUCAUCCGCGCCUUGUCAUUCAAGCUGCGCAACAAGCAGAGCGAUGACCAGCUGAAGCCUGUGAGGAUCAACAACCAGGUAGUUGGCUCAGCCACGCCUACUGCCGCUGCACCUUCAAUCGCUUCCACUGCGACCGCCACCACCGCUGCUACGGCAGCCCCAGUGGUCUCGAUCGAGCCUCCUCGUCUGGAGCUCAACUUUUUCGACGACAUGCUGGGUGCCGUCACCGGCGCGAGUCAGGACCAAGAGGACAACCUUCUCAGUCCUGCACCCGCUACCGCCCCUGCUUUCAUGCACCUCGGCGACGGCGGUUCUUCGGACAGCUGGAGACGUAUGGCACAGGAGUCCUUCCCUAUAUCUGCUGGCAGCUCGAUGUCAGUCGCCAGCACCAUAACCACCACAACGGCAACGACAGAGUCGACUUUAGGAUUCAACCGCAACUUCAGUGGCAACAAUGGCUUAAUGCGAGCCAAUAACAGCUUCAAUGGCGCACGACGCGCCUCGACCGCCAGCAUUGUGGGUGGUUCGGGUGGUUCUCUCUCGCCUACUAGGGAACAGCAUCGCCGCAAGACCAUCAAGAGCCCAUUCAUGACCGCAGCAGCCAACUCUGCUCUUUCCAUGGCCGCCAAGAAGAAGAAUGGUAUGGCUCUCAGUCCACCCUCCAGCCCUCUUGGUCGUUCAAAGAAGGCUUCUACUACUGCUGUUGUGCGUGAUUUGUCUGGAGAAGCCCUUGUCUCUGACAGCUCUUACACUACAGACGAUAGUGGUGCGGCUUCGAACGAGGAGGAGUCAUCGUCGACCGAUCCUUCUUCCGCAUCCGUAUCCCUCAAGUCUUCUUCUUCGGACGGUGCCAUGACCUCCUCCAAGCCUCAAGAUACCACCCCCAUUUCACCUACUAGAGAAAGCAUCCCCAAGAAGGCAGCCGCUGCGGGUGAGAAGAAGGAAUACCGGUUCUCAACUGCAACGCUCCUGAAGGAUGGUAAGCUCUACUACCAGGUGCAAUGGGACCAGUUUUCCGAGAUUGGUUUUAAAUCUGAAUUCCUCACUGAAUCGGAGCAGUCCCUGCGCGGAAUCCAAAAAUCUUCUCAACAACGGAUGUCGUCCCAGGAGGAUCCUUGGAAGCAGAGCUCGAAUGUAGCAGCGACAGCAGCGGAAUUGGAGGAGGAGUCACCAUUCCAACAAUUACAGUCCCAGCGACAGCAGCAACAGCGAGCGAUGACAGCAAACUCGGAUCUUCCAGGACAACAGCCGUCUCGUCUAGGCCAAGCGAUCAACAAGAACAACGGACAACACCAGGAUCAAGGACCGAGCCCAGCCCAGAGAGCCGCGGCGUUGAAGGCCGCUCAAGAGAGUUUCCUUGCCCUGGCCAAGGACCCCAAGGCAAUGGCAGCAUUGAAGGCCGGAUCGACGGGAGGGGUGGGUCAGGGGACGAUUAUCAGCAGCGGAUCGUUUGUUCGUGGUUCGACCAUGCCCCAGUUGGACAGCGUUCCCCGUGCCGUGAACUCGCCCGAAUCGAUGCCGCCGAUGAGUCCCACAAGAGCCAAGACCAUGCCGUUACCUUCUCCCACUGGUGGUUCUGGACAUGGUUCUUUGUCGUCUGCCUCGUCCGAUAAGCGUUCGGCUUCGACAGAGCUGUCAGCCGCCAAGUCGACGGGCUCCAAGAGCAAGGGCGGAUUGUUUGGCAAGAAGUUCAAGGUGAAUAAGAAGACUGCCGCAGUCCCUUCAGCAUCAGCAGGAUUGCCCAGCAGUGUCAACGGAGGACGGAAGAGACGGUUAUUGCCCCUUGGAGUACGUCGACAGGAUGUGAUGACCCGGACAGUCGAGAAGAUGGACGAGGUCUUCCCUUGGAUGUGCAUCGAACACAUGGCAGGUCAAGACAGCGGAUGGGUCAUGUUGGAGCCUGUUGAGGAUGGCGCUGUAGGGUGGGUGGUCAUCGAUAAGUUGGAGGAGGAGGUUGAGCGGUACAACGGACAAGCGCAGCAAUUGGAGCAGCAAUAG
This is a messenger RNA of Linnemannia hyalina, 4938 nucleotides long. Lineage: Eukaryota; Fungi; Mortierellomycota; Mortierellomycetes; Mortierellales; Mortierellaceae. The record is from the annotation of a GenBank genome assembly.